Molecule: messenger RNA, 1216 nt
Organism: Cladocopium goreaui
Lineage: Eukaryota; Dinophyceae; Suessiales; Symbiodiniaceae
Source: the annotation of a GenBank genome assembly
AUGACGAUGAGCAUAUUAUGGGUCCUCUUCGUGGUAUCUCAUGCCGAGCCAUUGUCCAUCCAGAGCUUUCAGCAUAAAUUGCUUGAGCUGAGUGACCAGUUGCCACGGCGGAUGCAAAGUGCCACUAUGGCACCCCUCAGCUCUUCGUGUUCUGCAGCAUGUCCCAGCAUGCAAAAGGCAUAUGGGGAUAUGGAAGCGGCGACCUCCAGGGCGGAAACUGAGCAGCUGCAUGCUUUCACUGAGCUCUUCGCAGCAUACUGCGCCAAUCGCGGCGCCAUUGCGUGCGGAGUCCAGAAUCAGGACUGCAUCGCCGUCUUGGGUGGUGAAGAUGAUUUGGUGACUACUCUGAACUGCGUGUGUGACGCUUGCCCCAGCUACCCGCGCAUCUAUAGUGGCCUGGCAGAUGUUCUCCAGGGACAGACCAUGGAGGCGGUGUGCCCAAUGAUGCAGAGCCUGAAAUGCGUGACGAGCAGUUCGGCAUGUGCUGCCCUCACGAACGGCACGCUUGGCACCUCAUUUGAGGAGUUCCUGAAGAGAGAAAGUGAUUGUGUGCAAGGCGGCUACGCCACAGACUUCCCUGCGGCGAGCAAAAUCAGCACAGGCUGCGCUACAGCCUGCCCUGCACUGGCAGAUGCCUUCGAAUAUACUGAGAAUGUGUCAUCUAGCACUGCCGGGUUGAAUUCCAACCUGAUAGCGGCCAUGUCCAUUGAUGCAUUUUGCAUGCACAAGGCAUCUUUUGACUGCGCUUUUUCUGCUGGACCACUCUGUUCGCUUUUGGCAUUGCCCAGUGGUGAACGACCUACUCUGGCCGUGGCCGUGCCCGCCUUGGACUGCGCCUGUUUGGCGUGUCCACAUUUGCCACGCGUCUACGAAGCCUUCGCCACGGAGGGCUUCGCCAGUCCGGAGCCGGAGAAGUAUAUGCCGGUGCUGUGUCCCAUGAUGGGUACUUUGAAAUGCUUUGAGGCGAGUAAGGACUGCAGCGAGGAGUCCUUUCAAGGAUCCUUGGGCUUUGAGACACUAAGAUUUACUUCCGCCUACAUCGCGCAGCUCUUGCAGUACGAGUCCAACUGUUCCCGUGGCGGCUUCCCCACUGACUACCGAGCGACGGUAGCUUCAUGCGCGGCAUGGGGAGGUAGUUGGUUGAUGCAAAUGACCCCUCGCGAUGAAAAUGAUCAGCGGCAGGGUCAGAUGGAUGGGAAACUGACAGAUCAGUCAG